AUGAUUGCUGGCUCGAAACGCUUCGCCGUGCACUUCAAAGACGCCAUAUUUCACAGCUGGAUUAACGUCCUCUUGAUCUUUGUGCCCCUCGGUAUCAUAGUCAAAGCUAUCGGCCUCAAUGCCACAGUCGUCUUCGCCAUCAAUGCCAUUGCCAUCAUUCCAUUGGCGGGCCUGCUCAGUCAUGCUACCGAAUCGGUGGCCAGCAGGCUUGGUGACACGCUUGGUGCACUCCUCAACGUCUCUUUUGGUAACGCUGUAGAGCUCAUCAUCUUCAUCAUCGCUCUCGUUAAGAAUGAAAUCCGCAUCGUGCAGGCUUCCCUCUUGGGUUCCAUCUUGGCCAAUCUGCUCCUCAUUCUGGGAAUGGCUUUCCUUCUGGGUGGCUUGCGCUUUCGUGAGCAAGUCUACAACAGCACCGUCACUCAGAUGAGUGCAUGUUUGCUCAGUCUGAGCGUCACAAGUCUUCUGCUACCCACCGCCUUCUAUGCAUCCUUCAAUGACACCAGCCGCGAGCUGGCAAACAGUGCCGUCUUGAAGGUCAGCCGUGCAACCAGUGUCAUCCUGCUCAUCAUCUAUCUGCUCUAUCUGGUGUUCCAGUUGAAGUCGCACGCGUACAUGUAUGAGAGCACUCCUCAGGCAAUCAUCGAUGAAGAGUCCCAUCCAGUCAUCAUGUCUCGCACCGCCGCCGUCAUUCUCCUCCUCUGCUCCACCGCCCUGGUCGCCGUCUGCGCCGAAUUCAUGGUCGAUGCCAUCCCUGAAAUGAUUGCCAACUCACCCUCCGUCAGCCAAGCUUUCAUCGGUCUGAUCAUCCUGCCCAUCGUCGGCAACGCAGCCGAGCACGUGACCGCCGUGACCGUGGCGACCAAGAACAAGAUGGAUUUGGCCAUCGGUGUUGCGGUCGGCUCAAGCAUCCAGAUCGCGCUGUUCGUCACCCCGAUCGUCGUCCUGCUUGGCUGGAUCUUGCACACCGACAUGAGCCUCUACUUCAACCUCUUCGAGACCGUCAGCCUCGUCGCCACCGCCUUCGUCAUCAAUUUCCUCAUCCUCGACGGCCGCAGUAAUUACCUCGAAGGUAGCUUGCUCAUCGCCGUCUAUGUGAUUAUCGCGGUGGUAGCCUUCUUCUAUCCCCAAACUGAUGCACAAAGUCUGAUCGGUGGCGGUGGAGAGGAGCACAUGAUGGCUCGGGUUGUCAACUGA
Dissoconium aciculare CBS 342.82 is the source of this 1194-nucleotide messenger RNA. Its product is annotated as Calcium/proton exchanger. Gene Ontology annotation, cellular component: fungal-type vacuole membrane. The record is from RefSeq and is a predicted model, not a curated record. Gene Ontology annotation, molecular function: calcium:proton antiporter activity. Lineage: Eukaryota; Fungi; Ascomycota; Dothideomycetes; Mycosphaerellales; Dissoconiaceae. The transcript is spliced from 3 exons. Bases 1 to 1194 code for a protein of 397 amino acids. Gene Ontology annotation, biological process: intracellular calcium ion homeostasis; calcium ion transmembrane transport.